AUGGGCUCUCCCUAUGUGCUCCCAUUCCCUCGUGACCCUGAAAUCAAUGUCUCUGACAUCACCAUCUCACAAAACCCUAGCAUCUCCUCUCGCCUUUACCUCCCUCCUCAAAACCAAAAAUAUCAACAACCCAAAAACCCUAUCCCCGUCUUGGUUUACCUCCACGGUGGUGGGUUUUGCUUUGAAUCUGCCUUCUCGUCCGACUACUACCGUUUUCUCAAUCGCUUGGUCUCGCAAGCCCAAGUCCUCACCGUCUCAGCCGAGUACAGGCUCGUCCCGGAAAACCCAUUUCCCAUGUGUUACCUACAUUGCUGGGAUCGAUGCUUUUCAAUGGACUCUUCCCACAAACCCCACAAAGAAUCAGAUGCUAGCAAUGCUGACAAAGAGCCAUGGUUGGUCCUGUCUGGUAGUUUUGAUAAAUUGUACAUUGGUAGAGACAGUGCAGGAGGAAACAGUGUGCAUAACGUGGCUAUUGUUAAGCUAUAUCAAAUGAUCAAACAUAUACUGUAA
Molecule: messenger RNA, 510 nt
Organism: Pyrus x bretschneideri (Chinese white pear)
Lineage: Eukaryota; Viridiplantae; Streptophyta; Magnoliopsida; Rosales; Rosaceae
Product: hydrolase 3-like
Exons: 1
Coding region: 1-510 (169 amino acids)
Molecular function (GO): hydrolase activity
Source: RefSeq, a predicted model, not a curated record